CAGGUUUCAUGACCAGACAGGGAGUCUUGUGGGCGGGAGGCGCGGCCUUCAGCACAGCCCUGAUCCUGUUGACAUGGAUGGCACCGGCAUCGCGCGUUACGCGCCAGCGGGCGGUGUUGGAGUCUGCGAUCUUACCUCCCAAGGCGUUUCGCGAUUGGGUCUAUGAGAACACCAAGACCUCGGCGACUCCCAGCAACGAGAUCCCCAUGGACAGAUUCUCCGGACGUGGACUGGGAAAGAGCCGGCAGACAGUGAUGCCGGGGUACGAGGAGCAGGACGCCAAGGAGCUGCGGGAGGCAUACGAGGAAAAGUACCGCAGCCUCCAGCCGGACAUGGAGAAGCUGGAUGCGGAGAUCGCCAAGGAGGGAGAGACGCCGGAGCUGCGCGAGCAGAAGUUGAAGCUGGAUGAAGAGCUCAAGGACGCCAAGGACGCCUGGAUGGCAGCGCAGGGGAAAGUUAUCCGGCUGAACAAGGAGCUGGUGAAUGGCAAGCUUUAUCACUGGAACAAGGAGAAUGGUCUCGGAGGGUCGGACAACUUCGUUCCCGUGGAGGAGGCGCAUGCCCAGCUGAUCGGUGGAGGGUAUGGCAAACGAUACAGCAUCGUUGACUGGCUGGCCGGAGAGUGAGGAGCGGGCGGGGGAGCGUGCGGGUGGGUAAGGUGUAAUCUAUGACUAGCGGACAGACUCUCCGUAGCUCUUAAAGGUUGGAGAGAGC
This is a messenger RNA of Guillardia theta CCMP2712, 714 nucleotides long. RefSeq lists its product as hypothetical. Bases 9 to 626 code for a protein of 205 amino acids. The transcript has 7 exons. Lineage: Eukaryota; Cryptophyceae; Pyrenomonadales; Geminigeraceae. The record is from RefSeq and is a predicted model, not a curated record.